AUGUUUCACGACCUCAAUAUUCCCUGGACACCUACAUCACCAGAUCUGCCGAGGACGAUAGCUUUUCUGGACGAGUUAGGAUACAAUGUCGUCGCCCUCAAUCACACCAUCUCCGGUAAAUUUUCUCAAAGUCAUGUAAAUCCCAUUUCACCUGACCCUUUCCCUCAACACCCGAGGCUGAAAAUUCUCCGUCGCGUAACUGUUGUUCUCGAUGACCCAGCACAAUGUCACCAUCUCACAUCAUUAGUCAACUAUUAUGACCUUGUUGCGCUACGUCCGACGAAUGACAAGCUGCUUUUACAGGCAUGUUCUUCGCUGGAGUGUGAUCUCAUCUCCAUAGAUCUUUCUCAAAGGCUUUCGUAUAACCUGAAGCACAAGAUUGUUGGCACAGCGAUCCAACGUGGGGUUUUCCUGGAGAUAUGCUACUCUGCAAGUAUCCAUGACGUUGCUGCUCGACGAAACUUGAUGCAAAACGCCGCAUCUCUCAUAAGAGCGACAAGGGGGAGGGGCAUUAUCAUAAGCAGUGAGGCUAGAAAGGCUGUGGGAGUUAGAGCACCUUUUGACGUUAUGAAUUUGGCAACUUUAUGGGGGCUGAGUCAGGAGAAGGGAAGGGAGGCAGUUGGAGGCCUUAGUAGAACUGUAGUUAUACAAGCGGGGCUGAAGAGGCGGUCGUUCAGGGGAGUCAUAGAUAUUGUCGACAAUGGGGCACUCCCUGAAACCGUUCAACAGAAGAAUAAGAGGAAGGCAGAGGAUGAAAAUAACGAUGGCAAAGGGAAGGGUAAACCGGCCAAAGGUCAGCAGAAACAACCACAGAAACAGAAUGAAAGGCAAGGAGGGCAGCAACUCUCUAAAAGGGCUAAGAAAGCUGCAGCUCGUGCUGCCGCCACUACUGGAGUUUCUUGA
Morchella importuna is the source of this 903-nucleotide messenger RNA. RefSeq lists its product as uncharacterized. Gene Ontology annotation, molecular function: RNA binding. Gene Ontology annotation, cellular component: nucleolar ribonuclease P complex. The transcript has 4 exons. Lineage: Eukaryota; Fungi; Ascomycota; Pezizomycetes; Pezizales; Morchellaceae. The record is from RefSeq and is a predicted model, not a curated record. Bases 1 to 903 code for a protein of 300 amino acids. Gene Ontology annotation, biological process: tRNA processing.